UUCGACGGGGGCGAAAUAAGAAACGCUGGUGUGCUUAGAUUCACGGACAGGUUAAAAAACACCACGGUGCCCAAAUUAAUUCGUAUAGUUCGCCACUACGGCGUGCCUCAUAAUCCGAUUGUGGUUUUGGCACGUACAGCCCCAUAAUUCAGUUGAUGUUUAACAUUUCUGCCAAUAUACAAUGUGCCAUGUGAGGCAAUGAAUAUGCUCAACCUUCUCAGAGGUUAAAUAUGGCGCACAACAAUGCCUCAAGCAAACACGCCUCCCUGUGUAUUCUGUGUACUGCGCAGACAAACAGCAGUGGCGCACGCAAGGUAACGUUUGACAUCAACUCAUCACUCUUGUGUUGGACGCUGAAGAAAUUAAACAUUGGACGUCAACAUCAUCGCCAAUUAUCGUCAAUCAAAGCAAACAGCCCAGAAAGCUUAGCUUAAAUCGAUUCCCACAUGAUCCGCGUAUUUUUUUACCGUGCCUUUGAGCCGAUAACAAAACUCAUAAUAAAACAGGGAGGGAGUCAUUCCUUCGUUGUACAGGUCAUCUCGUUGUAGAAGCGUUAGUUGUAGACACGGUCGACUAUAGAGUCCGAAAUCGUCAAUUCUGUAAAGGCCAUGUAAUAGGUGCAACUUCCAAACGGCAGAGUGACGAUGAAGUCGCCGUAAAUGUAACAGAGGUCUUUAUUCUCAAUUUCGGGUUCGAACCAUACGCCCCAUCCCGUUCGCGCUCUCAGAGUUCAUUCUGAAUUCAUAACGCCAAUGACGGCAAGGCCUCUCACAUGUUAUGGAACCGGCGCCAUCUACUUACUCUGUGUAGGAGAAGCACAACUUCCUUUACCUAGAUACUUCUGCCAGCGGCGAAGCAUGGUGACCCCAUUACAUGCGGACAACCUUUUCCGGCCGGCGCCUAUCAGGGCAGUGAAAUCUGCGAUUCCUUAUACGCAUACUGAAUCGGCGCGCCUUGAAGUGUAUACCGACGCACAUGCCUCGAGGCGAAAAGCGGGGGCGAAGAAGAAGAAGAAGCCAUGGGCCGCAGGAGGAAGCCGACCGACCUGUCGCCGCAGCCCGUGUACUGGGACCCCCGGUACCAGCGCUUCUUCUACGCGGGAUUGCUGCCCCCGUGGCCGCAGGAGACCCCGGCGGCCCCGAGGGUGGAGCUGGACCCGAUGAAGCGCGUCCGCCGACCCUCGAUCCUCGUCACCGACCAGGCGCCCGGGCGCGAGGAGCGGCGAGAGCGCCACAUCUCGUGGAGUUCGCUGGGCGACGACGACGACGACGAAGGGGCGGCCGCGGAGGGCGGCGAGCCGCGAGGCGCAGCCCCCGCGUGGCGCCCCGUCGCUGGCGCCGCGAGCCUGCUCGCGGUCCUCUCGCUGCUGUCGCUGCUGGCUGUCGCUGCCACGCUGUGGGCCACGGGCUCACUCGAGUACGCAGGGCGCGGUGCGCAAACCGCCGGGCAGGGCGUCACCGCGACGACGCCGGUGUUCGAAACGACCGCACCAGGGUCAGCCGCAGCGUCAUCCGUCCGGGAUCGCGCAGACUUCGAGACCGGCGCACGGGCGCCCGCUGGAAAAGCAGGAAAACCAGCCAGAAACGCCGGCGCGCCCACGACGACGCUGACCGGCGACGCGGAGGCGUACACAGGCACAAAGGCCGGCACGCCGCCAAGUCGCGAACGGCGCAGCUCUCGCAGAGAAACGCGCAGGACGACUCGAGUGGCGACACAAAGCGCCAAGCGGAGACGCCCGCCUCGCGACAAGCGAAGCGACCGCGUUGCGUCGCCCUCAUCCACGACCGCGAUUUACGACGACGGCGGCGACGACCAGACGUAAUUUCAUCGAACACACGACCUCACAAGAGAAAGGGCUGACUCGUUUAGCAGGUCUGCUAAUCAGUCUGCGCUUAAAUAAAUCAACCUGUAUC
Dermacentor albipictus is the source of this 1913-nucleotide messenger RNA. RefSeq lists its product as uncharacterized. The record is from RefSeq and is a predicted model, not a curated record. NCBI's taxonomy places the organism in Eukaryota, Metazoa, Arthropoda, Arachnida, Ixodida, Ixodidae.